CCGGGAGCGUCGGGCUCCACCCUCCCGGGUCCUGUCUCCACACCUGGUGUUUGGGCGUGCCUCAGUUUCCCAGUAGCGGGGCGUUCCGCCAGCCCCGCUCCUCCCCUUUCGCCUCUUCCUCUUCGGGGCGUCGGUGGCGGCGCCUGGAGCUCCCGGAACUAAAAGCAGACCGCGGGCGGUGGGCCGGCGGGGGCCACGUCAGCGGGUGGCGGGGCUGUGCGGGCACCAUGCGGCGGGGCGCGCUCCUGGCCUGCGCCCUGGCCAUCUACGCCGGGUACCUGGCGCUAGGCGCACUGCUGGUGGCUCAGCUGGAGCGGCCCCACGAAGCCCGGCUGCGGGCAGAGCUGGGGACGCUGCGGGAGCAGCUGCUGCGGCACAGCCCGUGCGUGGCGGCGCCCGCCCUGGACGCCUUCGUGGAGCGGGUGCUGGCGGCCGGCCGGCUGGGGCGCGCAGUGCUGGCCAACGCCUCGGGACCCGCCAAUGCUUCGGACGCCGCCUGGGACUUCGCCUCGGCGCUCUUUUUCGCCAGCACUCUGGUCACCACCGUGGGCUAUGGCUACACCACCCCACUGACAGACGCAGGCAAAGCCUUCUCCAUCAUCUUUGCGCUCCUGGGCGUGCCCAUCACCAUGCUACUUCUGACUGCCUCGGCCCAGCGCCUGUCACUGGUGCUCACCCAUGCACCCCUGUCCUGGCUGAGCUUGCGUUGGGGGUGGCACCCCCAGCGGGCAGCCCGCUGGCACCUGGUGGCCCUGCUGCUGGUCAUAGUGGCUGUCUUCUUCCUGGUGCCAGCUGCGGUCUUCGCCUACCUUGAGGAAGCCUGGAGCUUUCUGGAUGCUUUCUACUUCUGCUUCAUCUCUCUGUCCACCAUUGGCCUCGGGGACUAUGUGCCUGGGGAAGCCCCGGGCCAGCCUUACCGGGCCCUCUACAAGGUGCUUGUCACAGCAUACCUCUUCCUGGGCCUGGUUGCCAUGGUGCUGGUGCUGCAGACUUUCCACCAUGUGUCUGACCUCCAUGGCCUCACUGAACUUAUCUUGCUGCCCAACCCGGACCCUGCCAACCUCAGCCAGGAUGAGGACGAUCAGGUGGACAUUCUGGACACCCGGACAGAUCUGCACCAGCAUCUCUCUGCCGGCUCCCAUGCUAACUACGCCUCCAUCCCCAGGUAGCUGGGCAGGUGCUUUCAACCUGGACACACCUGGCCUGGGCUCUGGGCCGCAUGUGACGAGAGUACACCAACAGGGUUGCCCAUACUCGCUGUCCUGUCUUCGCAGCCCUCCACUGGGAGGGGAGGAGUGGCUGCUCUCCUUCCCUGUCCCCUGCUCCUCAGGGAACGGCCACAGUCGCAUUCUCUUUCCUCUCCUCUCCUUUCUUCUCCUCCUCUGACCAUUGGGGCAUUCUGACUCCGUGGUUGACUUCAUGUGUUGUUUUGUGUCACAUUCUCUUUGGUAGCAUCGGUCACACAUCAGUUCUUGGUUCUUCUGGGCUCUGGGCCUGGAACUCAUGUCAGUCACUGUGUUGGUGGCUCCAUCUUGGCCAAAUGACUUCCCCAUCCUGAACGUUGGCAUCCCCAGCUGUCUGCUGCAAAGGGAAUCCGAACUCGUCCACAGCCUUCAGGUCUGCCCUUCUGCUGUCCUGUGCCAGUCACGUAGUAAUAGUACAAGUGGUUUGUCGGACCCUGUUCACCGGCCAGUGAGGUAGACUUGUCCCUUGGCAGGGACAAACCUCAACAGGCACUGGAAGAGGCGGAGUAGUUAGGACUGAGGAAUGGACCUGAAAUGUCCCGGUGGGCUUCCUGGAAGAAAGGUCAGAAGAAGAAAUUGUCCCUUCUCAGGUGUCUGUGGGUUAUAUUUGUGGGGGAAAGCCCGGGGAUAGGUCAGCGUCUCCCUCACUGGCUUAGCAGGCAAGGAACUAAUCCAGGAUAUGAGCAUAAAAUCCAAGUCCCGUGAGAGAUGCUACUCAGCAUAGUCUCAUGGUGAUGCUGUGCGGUCUGCUUACUGACGGCCUUAGGCUCUGGAGCUGAUCUUCUUGGGUGUGCCCUGUAAUCAGGCUAUGUCCUGCCCACGCAUUUGAACAGUCACUCGACUUCUGAGACUCUGUGUCUGCCAAACGGUAACCAUAACAACUACUCCAAAAGACGCCAUCAGCCAGGUGCAGUAGCACGAGCCUGUAAUCAGAGCUGAGGCAGGAGGCUUGAGAGUUCCAGCCCAGACCGGGGUACCCAGCAGGAGCAGGUGAUAAAAUAGUAAAACAAUAAAGCUCAUAAUAAAUACAUACAGCUGGUCGUUGGUGGCACAUGCCUUUAGCCCCGGCAGGCGUAUGGUUGUGAGUUCAAGGCCAGCCUGGUCUACAGAGCUAGUUCCAGGACAGGUUCCAGAAACAAUACAGAGAAAUCCUGUCUCAGAAAAAAAAAAAAAUUCUCAGUACAGGGUGAUGUUUCUAUAGUUUGCACUACAAAGAGCAUGUCUGGUUUUGCUGCCUGGGUCUGUGGCAGCCGUUUGGACACCAGGAGGAGAGCACACAUGGGAGCCAAGACUUGAGUGGAGGGGAGCAGAAGAGAGGGACAGUACUGGGUCCAGCAGACCCUCCUAAACUGUGGAGAGCACCAUGCCCGUGGCUUGCCCUACCAUGCUCUGUCCAACUACAAUGUAACAGGUUAUCUCAGACAGUGCCAGUCAGGGGUUUGUUACAGCCAAACCUUUCCUAAGUGAUAUAAAUAUAUAAAUACAAUAAGUCCCAGCCAUAAGAAUGUGAGUCCUUCUACAGCCUCCUUUCAUGUCUGUAGCCUGACACUCUAUCCCUUUGUUAUUAUUAUUAUUAAUUGGUUUUUUAAUACAGGGUUUCUCUGUAUUGUAUAGUUUUGGAGCCUGUCCUGGAACUCACUCUGUAGAUCAGGCUGGCCUUGAACUCACAGAGAUCCUCCUGCCUCUGCCUCCCGAGUGCUGGGAUUAAAGGCGUGCACCACCACUGCACAGCUUUACCGAGAAUUUUCAGGAAGGCUAGUUCGUCAUCAAAUCAUACUAGAAAGUCAUACAAGGAAAUACCUAUUGUCCUAGCACUGUGGAGGCUGUGGCUAGAGGCUAGAGAGGCUAGCUAAAAAACAAUAAUAAUACAAAACCCCAAAGGGAGCUGGGGAUGAUCUCAGUGGUGGAGCAUGUCUAUCCCAGGUGCUAAACAAGGAAAAAAUAAAUUACAGUUAUAGGAGGUGGGACAAUGGCUCAGCCAGGAAGGCACAAAGACCUGAGCUUAUCCCCAGCACCUGCAUAAAAAUGCUAGAAGAAGUUGUGCAGGAUUUGUAAUCCCAGUGCUGAAGGGGGUGGGGCUAGAGGGUCAUCAGAACAAACUACUGGGCUUCAGGUUCCAUGAAAGCUCUAGCUUCCAAAAAUAGACUGGAAGCUAUGGCACACACCUUUAAUCCCAGCCUUUAAUCACAGAGAUGCACCCAGAAGCUGGUGCAUCUCUGUGAGUUCGAGGCCAGCCUCUUCUACAUAGUGAGUUCCAUAAAAGGCCUUCCUAGUGAGACUAAAAAGUGAAAAUAAGUGUGGAAAAUUAUUGAGGAAGAAACUGGAUAUUAAACUCUGACUUCCACAUGCAAACUCAAACAUGUACAGGCGCAUGCACGCACGCGCGCGUGUAUGCGCGCGCGCGCACACACACACACACACACACACACACAUUUAAAAAAAUCUGAGCCAGCAAAAUAUCAGGGGAGCCAGCAAAAGUCAGGGGAAAGGGCUCGCUGUGUAGCCCUGGCAAUCUGAGUUAGUGCCACCCUUGGAACUCACAGGGGAAGGAGAAAACCAACCCCCCAAAUUUUAUCCCCUAUCACAGAGUCCUAUGACCUCCACACAAGUACAGCUGUGUCAAUGGAAUUUCCAGCUCUCUGUAUGCACGGAAUCUGUGGAAGAAGCAGCAAUAUGUAUAUGUGCAUGUCAUCAUCUUCCAUCCUAUGGGGGGCAGCACCUAGAAUGGGAAGUGGGGACGGCUACUAACUCUGAAGGAAAGCUGUGUGUCUAAGUUUGAAUCCUGUUGUCCCAUGUUUCGUUUGUGCCUCAGGUUGCUUGUUUGUGUGAUGGGAUUUGUAUAGUACUACCUCAUGGACUUGAGCAGCCAGCAAUGUAAUCCCUGUAAAGCCCAGAGGACACCAUCUGGGGGUCAAUAAAAUGCUAAUUUCCCCCUCACUUCUGAAAUCUUAAUAAGGAAGAUCGCUCAAAAUAGAAAUGCUUUAGUCCUCUUGUAUGGUUAUUAAAUUCCUUAUCUAUGUG
Messenger RNA from Phodopus roborovskii (desert hamster), 4265 nucleotides. RefSeq names its product potassium two pore domain channel subfamily K member 6 (gene Kcnk6). Gene Ontology annotation, molecular function: potassium ion leak channel activity. Bases 228 to 1169 code for a protein of 313 amino acids. NCBI's taxonomy places the organism in Eukaryota, Metazoa, Chordata, Mammalia, Rodentia, Cricetidae. The record is from RefSeq and is a predicted model, not a curated record. Gene Ontology annotation, cellular component: membrane. The transcript is spliced from 3 exons. Gene Ontology annotation, biological process: stabilization of membrane potential; potassium ion transmembrane transport.